GCUCUCCACGUUUCUCCACUUCACUUCGAAGUUGCACAUGAACCGCUGAAGCAACCACCGAUCAACGGCAGCAACAAGGGAAGUGAGAUCACCCCCACGAUGGUCGACGUGGACCGGCGGAUCACCGGCAUAACCCCGGCCCACGUGGCCGGCCUCCGCCGCCUCUCCGCCCGCGCGGCCGCAGCCCCUUCCGCCGCGGCCUCCCGGAACGGCCUCCUCUCCUUCUCCUCCCUCUCUAACCAGGCCAUGACCCACCUCCGCGGCUCCGGCGUCCAGGUCCAGCCCGGCCUCUCCGAAGCCGACUUCGCCCGGGCCGAGGCCGAGUUCGGCUUCUCCUUCCCCCCGGACCUCCGAGCCGUCCUCUCCGCCGGCCUCCCCGCCGGCCCCGGGUUCCCCAACUGGCGCGCCGCCGCCGGCCCGGCUCGUCUCCACCUCCGCGCCUCCCUCGACCUCCCCAUCGCCUCCGUGUCCCUCCAAGUAGCCCGCAGCGCGUUCUGGCCCAGAUGCUGGGGCCCGAAGCCGCCCGACCCGGAGAAGUCUCUCCGGGUCGCGAGGAACGCCCUCAAGAAAGCUCCGAUCUUGAUACCGAUCUUCAACCAUUGCUACAUCCCUUCCGCUCCGUCGCUCGCGGGGAACCCCAUCUUCUUCGUCGACGAGCAUCGGGUCUUCUGCUGCGGCUCGGACCUCUCCGAUUUCUUCCACCGCGAGUCGCUCUUCGGCAGCUCUGACUACGAACCCGAAGAAGCAGCAGCCGCGCUCCAGAGGCAGAGUUCUGUCGGGGCGAGGCGAAGCCUGGACGGCCGCGGCGGCGGGGCGGGGAGGUCGACGAGGUGGGUCGAGUUCUGGAGCGACGCCGCCUUCGACCGCCGCCGGAGGACCUCGUCGUCGUCGUCGUCAUUGUCGUCCUCCUCGUCGCCGGAGAGGUUCUUCGACUUGCCGGCGGAUACCCAGUUCCCCAAAUGGGUCGACGAGUACAUGGGGCGAAUCGGGUCGGUCUUGCGGGGCGGAGGGUGGAGCGAGUCGGACGUGUCGGAGAUGCUGGAGGUCUCGUCGGCGGCCGGCGACGUUCCCGGUGGCGGGACGGCAUGCAUGGCGGAUCGUCAGGCGGUCCUCGACUCCCUCCUCUUGAAAGCGGAUCGGUUCUCGGACCGGCUCCGGAAGGCGGGUUGGAGCUCCGAAGACGUGGCGGAGGCGUUCUUCGGGUUCGAUUUCCGACCGGGGAAGGAGAAGAGACCGGCCAGGAAGCUGGCGCCGGAGCUCGUCGAGCGGUUCGGGCGACUGGCUGAGUCGGUUUCCCUGUAGCUGGCGGUGGAUGCCUUCUUUUUUUUUUUACCCUCUUUCAUUCUUUCUUUCUUUUUUUUUUUGUCUUUUUUUGACCUUUUUGUUUUUGACAUUUUGAUGCCUCGGAUUGCGUCAUGUUUGUGGAGACACAAGGCUUUGUCAAAGUGAGUGCUGAUUACACGAUUUGUUCAUAUACACUAUUAUCGAUGAUUAAAGACAUUGGAACAUGUUUUUACCCCCCUUGAAUUAUAUAAAUAUAUUGUUAGAUUUAUUGAGA
Messenger RNA from Syzygium oleosum, 1558 nucleotides. RefSeq lists its product as uncharacterized. Lineage: Eukaryota; Viridiplantae; Streptophyta; Magnoliopsida; Myrtales; Myrtaceae. The transcript has a single exon. The record is from RefSeq and is a predicted model, not a curated record. Bases 100 to 1302 code for a protein of 400 amino acids.